Molecule: messenger RNA, 2080 nt
Organism: Mucor mucedo
Lineage: Eukaryota; Fungi; Mucoromycota; Mucoromycetes; Mucorales; Mucoraceae
Exons: 1
Coding region: 149-1807 (552 amino acids)
Biological process (GO): proteolysis
Cellular component (GO): cytoplasm
Molecular function (GO): metalloaminopeptidase activity; manganese ion binding
Source: RefSeq, a predicted model, not a curated record
AAAAAAAAAAAUAGUCGGUGAGAGAGAGGGUAUGGGGGUCUCUCUCUGGCGGAGUUAAUCCAAAGGGGAACAGAGAGAGAGAGAAAAAGAGAAAAAUUUUUAUACUGUCCCCCACCCCCCUUUUUUCCCCUUUUUAACUUAUUUAAACAUGGAGUUGCCAAAGAUUGAAUUAGUGUCAGCCAAGACAAACCUUUUUGAAACCCUCAAGACCGAAAGUUCAAACUAUGAUGGUCUUAUUGUUAUUUUCACUGACAAGCAAGCUUUAAUUGACUUGGUCCCUUCUGUCAAGAGACACAUGGAACUCGAUGCCACUUUUGGUUCCAGUCUUCAAUUAGUUCUUCCCAGCACUGCUGAACCCGCUGAACGUAUUCUCAUUGCACCCACAGGAUCUCUUCUUAACGAUUUUGACGAUGUCCGUCGUUUCAAAGACGUUGCUUAUGAGGCAGGUCUUCAAGCCUUAAAGGUCGGUAUGUCUCGUCCCUUGGUCUGUUUCGCUGACGAACCUGUCUCCACUGUGUCUCAAUGGACAUUUGGUCAAGACAACAGUGAUUACAAGCAUUUCUUGGAAGUCUCCAUGUUGGCCCUUUUAGAAUCCACCUUUGAACCUGUGGAUGUACGUCAACAUUAUGAAGCCACCGGUAAGUCCAUCACCACCUUUUCUCAUAUUGGCUUUGUAUCAGGUGCCGAUGUAGAUGCUACUGCCUUAGUAAACAAUGUGGCUGCCAUUGAGGCCGGUCGUCGUAUGUCAAAAGAUAUCGGUAACCCUGAUCCUGAGAUCAUGUCACCCAUCAAUGUUGCAAAGUACGUAGUGGAACAGUUCAAGGACAUUGAGAAUGUCAAGGUGACUGUCAUUGAUGAUAUGGAUAUUAUUUUAAAGAACUAUCCUUUGGCUCAUGCUGUGACCCGUGCUUCUUUACCUGUCCCCCGUCAUCAUCCUCGUAUUGUGCAUUUCGAGUAUGUUUCCCCCAACCAAUCUCAAGUCAAGGAAAACCUCUUCUUUGUUGGUAAAGGUGUUACCUAUGAUACAGGUGGAGCUGAUAUUAAGUGUAGUGGACAUAUGAGAGAUAUGUCUCGUGAUAAAUGUGGUGCUGCUGCUGUUGCUGGUCUCUUUAAGACCAUCUCUAUGUUGUCACCCGAAAAGGUGAAUGUGACAGGUGCUCUCUCUUUAGUACGUAAUUCUGUGGGACCCGAUAUGUAUGUGAGUGAUGAAGUGAUUGUUGCUCGUAGUGGUAAGCGUGUCCUUGUGGGUAAUACCGAUGCUGAAGGUCGUAUGGUGAUGACGGAUUUGUUGUGUGAAUUUAAGGAAAGAGCGGUUGCCCAUUUUAAUUCAGAUAGCGCAUCUGCUAAAGCACCCAGUCUUAUCUUUACCUGUGCUACCUUGACGGGUCAUGCUAUUCGUGCUUAUGGUGGUUAUGGUAUCAGUCUUGAUAAUGGAUUUGCACGCAAGAACAAGGUCAGUCAACGUAUUCAUGAUGCGGGACAUAUGAUGGCGGAUCCCUUUGAGAUUUCUACUUUACGUCGUGAGGAUCUUGAAUGUGUCAAGGCUGGAAGAUCCAGUGAAGAUAUUGUAUCUGCUAAUGAUCAACCUUCUACCAUGACAAACCGUGGUCAUCAAUACCCUGCUGGUUUCAUGAUUCAAGCCUCUGGUAUUGAUCAAUAUGGAUUAGAUAACAAGAGUGGAUUAUCCAUUGGUUUCACUCAUUUGGAUGUGGCUGGUUCGGCCGAAACUGUUUCUGCCGAGGCUUGGAGUUUACCCAGAGUGACAGGUUCGCCUGUCGCUGCUUUAACUGGCGCCUUUUUACUUUAAGUUCUGUGUGUGUGUGGGUCGUGUUUACGCAAGGCGCGUGUUAUAGUAGAGGGGGUAGAGGUGGAAAAGAUGAUUGCUGGGUAAUCUCUCACACCUUCCCUCCCUUUCUAUUGUAGGUAUAUCUUAAAAAAAUAUAAUAAAAAAUUAAGGUUUUUUUUUUUUUUUUAUUAUUAUCAUUAUUUGUUGUUGUGUGAGAAAAAGUGUUUGUGCUCAGGUACGGGAGUUAAUAAAGUAUCUUGUUCCAAUGCAGCUACCAUAUUAUCCAAAACUAAU